ACUUAUAAUGGAGUUGCAUUAAGGGGUAACACCACUGUAGAAUUUUUGAAAAAUCGAUUUUUUUUUUAUUGCUUUAAAAAAUACUUUGAACCUUCUAGAAUGAGUUAAAAAAAGUCUUAUGUCUGUUACAAAAUUUUUUGUGUGAAAUUUCGCGCUCUUUCUUAAGCGUGUCGGGCUGCUCCAAAACGACUACCUACGGCACAUCGAUACCUGCUCGAAGGGUACAGCCUAAUGACUUACCUUCUGAUUUUGAAGUGAAAAAGAAAGAGUGCAUUGAUCACGUGCAAAAGAGAAUGGGCACUCGUUUGCGAAAUUUAAAAAAAAUUGUAAAAGGCCUCGGAGGAAAAGGUAAAUUAACUGCUAAAUUAAUUGACGAGCUUACAAUAUAUUAUGGUUUAGCGAUACGGCGGAAUCCAAACUCCGUGAAAAAUAUGAAAAAUGAUAUUUGGGCAACCUUAUUUCAUAAAAUGUCAACCGAUGAAAAUCCGCAACACGAGAAGUGCUCGGAGUCUUGGUGCGACUGGAAAAAGGCACAAGCAGCAAAUUCCUUGGCUACUUACCAUCAUAAGCCGCCACUACCGAAGGAAAUUUUUGAAGCUAUCAAACCUAUUUACGAGGAGCUGAGCCGUGAUGAUUUGCUAAAUCGUUGCUUGGGAGGCUACACUCAAAAUAGCAACGAAAGUUUCAAUGCUGCUGUAUGGAACUUGGCGCCAAAAUCUUACUCAAGCGGCAAAAAAGUAUUAUGUGCAGCAACUGAUAUUGCUGUGUGCACCUUCAAUGACGGUUUGACUAACAUUUUACGAAUUAUGCAAGUUUUGGAGAUGGAUAUCGGCUACCAAGCAUACAAUUUUUGCCUUGAAGCCAAUGCGACAAGGAUCGAGCACUCCGAGCGGGCUUUGACAGAUGCAGCAAAGAAGGCACGCACCAGCACAAAAUCGUCGCGGAAAGAAAAUGAGGAACAAUACUUGAGCAAAGAAGGGAUGCUUUACGGUCCUGGGAUAGCAGACUAAUGAUAAAUCUCUACGAUGGUUCUGCUGCGUGCCGCAAACCCCUAAAAAAUAAACACGUCUCACGACAGUGGCUAUAGCGUCGCCAUUUUUUAAUAUUUUUUAAUAAAAAAAUUUUUACAAACACUUAAAAA
Solenopsis invicta (red fire ant) is the source of this 1141-nucleotide messenger RNA. RefSeq lists its product as uncharacterized. The coding region runs from base 294 to 1010 and encodes 238 amino acids. The transcript has 2 exons. The record is from RefSeq and is a predicted model, not a curated record. NCBI's taxonomy places the organism in Eukaryota, Metazoa, Arthropoda, Insecta, Hymenoptera, Formicidae.